CACAUUGUAAUUUCAGCCGGAUGUGAGGUGGCUUCCAGUGAGCAAGCCUAUAACAAAUACGUUGCCAGACCGCUAAGGAUACUUGUUAUUAUAAGCGACAAAUUUCAGGCGUUAAAAUGGAUUAGGUGGGCAUUUACGUAGGAGUUAUCCGCCAAACUACACAAGAGGCGAACCUUGCUUACAUAUCAAGUGGCUGGAUUUAUCCAAACUGAUUAAACUGUAAGCGAGCUACGUAAGCCAAAGAAGCUUCGUCUUCUUCGGUAUCGGUAGCUGACUCAAACAUGGUACGAGCAGCAUUGGUAACAGCCACCAGUAUGGCAUUGACAGGGGCUGUAGUGGUACAUGCUUACCUCCUCAAACAUCAGUUCUAUCCAACUGUGGUCUACCUAACCAAGAGCAGUCCAAGCAUGGCGGUGUUGUACAUUCAGGCCUUUGUUUUGGUGUUUCUGUUGGGAAAGUUCAUGAGGAAAGUCUUUUUUGGACAGCUAAGGGCUGCAGAAAUGGAGCACCUCAUUGAACGCUCCUGGUACGCUGUGACUGAGACAUGUCUGGCCUUCACUGUAUUCAGGGAUGACUUCUCCCCUCGCUUUGUUGCCCUGUUUACCCUCCUGCUCUUCCUUAAGUGUUUUCACUGGCUUGCUGAAGACCGGGUGGACUUUAUGGAACGGAGCCCAAACAUAUCUUGGAUUUUUCACUUGAGAGUUUUAUCACUCAUGGGGCUACUGGGGGUCCUGGAUUUCCUUUUUGUCACCCAUGCUUGUCAAAGCAUUAUCACUCGAGGAGCCUCUGUCCAGCUUGUUUUUGGAUUUGAGUAUGCCAUCCUGCUGACCAUGGUGUUGACAACCUUUAUCAAGUAUGUGCUGCACACAGUUGACUUGCAGAGCGAGAAUCCUUGGGACAACAAGGCUGUCUAUAUGCUCUACACUGAGCUAUUCACAGGUUUCAUCAAAGUGCUCCUGUACAUUGCCUUCAUGACCAUCAUGAUAAAGGUCCACACUUUCCCCCUGUUUGCAAUACGACCUAUGUAUCUAGCUAUGAGGCAGUUCAAGAAGGCUGUCACAGAUGCUAUAAUGUCAAGAAGAGCCAUUCGCAACAUGAAUACAUUAUACCCUGAUGCUACUCCUGAAGAUCUGCAGGCCUCUGACAAUGUCUGUAUCAUCUGUCGAGAGGAAAUGGUCACUGGAGCCAAGAAACUACCUUGUAAUCAUAUUUUUCACUCCAGCUGCUUGCGCUCCUGGUUCCAGAGGCAGCAGACCUGCCCCACCUGUCGCAUGGAUGUCCUCCGAGUAUCUAAUAACCAUCAGACUCCAACUCCAGCCCAGCCCCCGCCCCCUGCUCCUGCAGCUCCUGCCAAUGCCCCUGCCGCCCCACCUGCAAAUGUGGCCCCAGGAAUGUUACCUGGCUUUCCACCUGGUGUGUUCCCCUUCUGGGGUCCCUUCCCUGCAGUGCCUACUCCUGCUGCAGAAGAGGCAGCUCCUGGGCCUAGUGAUGCUCCUCAAAACAAUACAGACACUGCACAAGCAGCUGGCACUAGCCAGCCAAUCUUGUCAUCUUCAGAUACCGCUGCUGCAUCAGGUGUUCCACCUGGAUCGGCAAUGCCAGGCUUCCCCUUUUCUUUCCCCCCUCCUCCUUUUCCCACUACUCCAUGGUUGCCUAUGCCACCACCUCCUCCCUUUGCUCCCAAGAUGUUGACUUUACAUAUAUUUGAAGGUCAAAAGUCUACAUGGAAAGGCAUUGCCAUGGGGAUUUUUUUGUUCACCUUGAAACAGGAAUACGUGUCUUCAAUGCCACCACCUCCCCCGUCUCUAUCCCGGCUGUCGGAGGAAGAACUGAGGGAGCUGGAGGCAGAAGGCCGACGGGGCCUUGAGGCAAGGCUCCAGUGUCUUCAGAACAUUCACACCCUGCUGGAUGCUGCCAUGCUAAACAUCCACCACUACCUAAGCACUGUCGCAACACUCACUCCCUCUCAGGCAGAAGGUAUCAUGGGAGAAUCCAGCAGGAAAAAGCAUGCUGCUUCAUCCCCUGCAGCUGACAGUAGCACAGAUAGCCCUAGACGGGAGAAAGACUCCCCAAGCCCUGAGAUGGAGGACGAGGGCACUGUUUCCCUCAAGCCGUCAGAUGCUUCUUCAUUUGCUUUGGAUGUAGAACAGGAUCAGGAAGGAAUGACAGUGGAAGAUGGAGAGCCCAACACUGUCGAGCUAAGGCGCCGGCGUCUUCGUAAGCUAGAGACAUCAUCGCCAUCAUCUAUACCCCCACCUGACAACUGAUUCCUGUGUUCUGCCUUAAACAUAUUGCACUGGACCAACAGGAAUUUUGAGUUGACUUUCUUGGUGCAUUUGUUCUUCUUUGUUUCUCUUACUGAAAGCUCUUGUCAUCUACGCAUUUUUUAUUCUCUUAAGCUUGACUGAAGCCCACUUAAAGAUGCAGUGAUCUUUACUGCUUGAAUAUUCGUUCAUAUGAAACCCUAAAUUUGAAAGGGACAGCUUUCAGAUUUCGGUUUUGGUAGGUUUACUUUUGUUUAGGGCUUCCUUUAUUUUUGUUUAUUUCAUCUCCCACCCCACCCCAAAUAAUUUUGGCCACAAAUGCCCCAUUAAGUAUAUAACAGAUCAUCUAGUGUGACAUCAACUGAAAUUGAAUUAAGGGAAGUUGAUCUAGCAGAUUUGACUUUGUCUAUCACUAUUCUGUUGCCACUACGGACUUUGUAACAUAUUGAUCCAUUUGAAUGUGUAUAUAUUGUAUAAAGGGUUUUAAUAGGUGAUCUAUACAUAAUGCUGAAUAAAAUGCAGUGGCAGUGGCACAACAGGUAUUUUUGCUUGCAUGUUCACAAACAGGUGCCAUAGUAUUGAAUAUUCCCAAAGGGUUUCUUUAUGCAUUCUUCAUAGUUAUAAAUUGAUUGAUUCAAGAUGCAAAUAAAGGCACCAUCAAAUCUGGGAUACAA
Cheilinus undulatus (humphead wrasse) is the source of this 2938-nucleotide messenger RNA. It is a transcript of the gene syvn1, whose product is annotated as synovial apoptosis inhibitor 1, synoviolin. Lineage: Eukaryota; Metazoa; Chordata; Actinopteri; Labriformes; Labridae. Bases 282 to 2267 code for a protein of 661 amino acids. Gene Ontology annotation, cellular component: cytoplasm. The record is from RefSeq and is a predicted model, not a curated record. The transcript is spliced from 18 exons.